Messenger RNA from Blepharisma stoltei, 723 nucleotides. The record is from the annotation of a GenBank genome assembly. Lineage: Eukaryota; Ciliophora; Heterotrichea; Heterotrichida; Blepharismidae.
AUGAAUAAAUCAUAUGGGAAACCUAUCUCACUAAACAACUCCUUAGCUUCCCCACACAACAAAAGCAUUUCUUCUAUUCCGUCAUUCCUUAUACGCUCUAAGCCAAAAUCAAAAACUCUCCGCAAAAAAGUGUCAAGAACCCAGUCUGAGGUUCAUUUUUGGAAUCCACCAAGCUCGCCAAAACAGCCCAUAAACAAUUCCACAGAAAAAGUCUCCACAACAAUUCUAUCGAAUUCUCAACUCGGUGAGCCUAGCCCUCAUAAUUUAUCUAAAGGCUUUGAGCUAUGCUACAAGCUCUUUCCAAAACCUUCAUUUCUUAUGCAUUCAGAAACAAAGAAAAAAACACUCAAAAUUAAUUGCGAAUUCAGCAAUAAUGAGGUUGAGAGGUCUAUUCAGACUCUGAACCAUAAAAGACAUUCUACUAUUACAAGAAAAGCUUUGGGGAACUUAGUGCCUGAGCCAGAGCCAACUCCAGUAACUCCAAUUGCGCUUAAGAAAAGAAAACACCCAAUCAGUUUUUCUAAAAUGGUAGAAAAUACAGAAAAGAAUUGGAAAUCUGAUAUAGAAAAAAUCCUUGAAAGUCUACAGAGCAGGAAAUUAAGAGGAAUUUAUUUUUACGAUAAAAUUAUAGUUAAAUCCUAUAAUUAAUUUUUUAAAAAAAUAAAUAUUUUAAACAGAUAAUACUUAUUUAAUAAGUAUAUAAAUAAAUGUAAAGUUAAAUAA